Messenger RNA from Trypanosoma cruzi, 1182 nucleotides. RefSeq lists its product as uncharacterized. The record is from RefSeq and is a predicted model, not a curated record. Lineage: Eukaryota; Euglenozoa; Kinetoplastea; Trypanosomatida; Trypanosomatidae. The transcript has a single exon. Bases 1 to 1182 code for a protein of 393 amino acids.
AUGAUGCCGAUGCAACGCAUAAACUUUGGAGAUCUAAACGACGGCAUUGACUGGGUGAACGCCCUCCCCCCUCAUAUUGUUGCACAACAAGAAAGUAACCGGGCCCUACGCGCGAGAGAGCAACCGCCUUCCUUAUUUAUGACGUGGCCUCUUCCGGAGGACAGUUUCCCUGUCCCAUUGUCAGUGCGAACGAGGCGAGAGCCUGAAGCCCGUGGUACAGGGGCUCAGGGCAGCAUUAGUCGACGUGGCGUGACAAACUUGCAAGUGGGGACCGUUCGACCGCAACGGGGUAGAGCACAACUGAGUCAGACUUUCUCGCACCACAAUCAGCAGUUAGUGCCUGGGACUUCACGACAAGUUUCGGAGCAAUUUGUCUCUCAACCACGAUCACAAGAGCUGCGGCGACAGGCUCCCAGUAUGGGUGAGGUACGUUCCACUUUUGCUCGAUUGGCAAGUUCUAUGAUGGAUUCUCAUAUUACCGGUAUGUUAUCGAUGGUUGAUGAGAUGAUGGAGAUGCAUCGAGGACCUUUUCAGGCUGCAUUAGAUGCAGCUGCUGCAUUUGAAGAGAGGAAUAUACAGAUAAUUUCAACAGAUGGACCCAGAGGCCAUACUGAAGACCCCAGUUACACUCGCAUUGAGGUGUCCAUGCAAACAUCAUCAAAUGCAGCACCUCAGUUUAGUGCUCGUGUGGAGAGGGGGGUGAUGCGGCCCGGUCAGCAUUCCCAUAGAAACAGAAGCGGUGCUGAAUAUGACAUUAUCACAGGACGUAGGAGGGUGUCAUUAGGCGUUGACGCUGCAGCAAACACAACCGGAGGGACACGCAGGGGUGGUAAUGACGGUGAUUGGGAGAUCAAUGAUUUUUCAUUUGAGAACUUGCUUCGGCUUGACGAAGGAAGAAGACCCACUGGUCUUCCGUUGCAACAGAUUCGUGGGAUGAAAGGUGUUCCCUACAGCAAUCUCAAAUCAAAAAACGAAACUGCGAAAGGGUCAGGAAAUGCGCCCGGGGAGCAUCGGGAAGAAUGUGCAAUAUGCCUAGAGGAAUUUUCCUCUGGAACGUUGGUUCUUAAGAUUGGCUGUGGACACGUAUUUCAUCAUGGUUGUCUUGUUAAAUGGUUCAAGGAAAGUAAUCGGUGUCCCAAGUGCAGAUUCGAAAUUCCACGCCAAGGGGAAAGGUUAAGAUAA